Solanum pennellii is the source of this 2110-nucleotide messenger RNA. Its product is annotated as F-box/kelch-repeat protein At5g60570. Bases 652 to 1821 code for a protein of 389 amino acids. The transcript has a single exon. Gene Ontology annotation, molecular function: protein binding. Lineage: Eukaryota; Viridiplantae; Streptophyta; Magnoliopsida; Solanales; Solanaceae. Gene Ontology annotation, cellular component: nucleus. The record is from RefSeq and is a predicted model, not a curated record.
UAAAAGAAACCGAUCCCCACUCUCUAAAAUUCUCUCUCUAAAAAUCCCGGUGAGAUGGUCGCCGUAAGUUCGUUUUCCGGCGAAUAUCCCGGCGGUAUAGUUGCCUGAGAUCGGAUCGAAACUUACUUCACUCCAGCAAUGGAAUAAUCACCACACUGGUUUUUAUCUCCGUCGACGCUAAUUUGCGACUGGCAGAAAUAAGCAGCUGUUUUUCCGGUGAGAUCCGAAUAGGUUUCCUUACCUGGUUUGGAUCCGAAUCGCUAUCUGUUUUUCCUUACUGAAUAAUUCAUUUCUUAUUCAAUUUGCCUCUUUUCUCAAGUUUAAUAAGCUUUGUUCUGUGUAUCUUAUAUUUUCUGCUUCAAAAUAAGGGAAAAUUUCUGAAUAAUAUGUGAAAUUUGAAUCUCAGUGGAAAAAACACGAGGAAGUUUGAAUAUUUUGGGUAAUAUUUCGAACUAUUUGAUUAUAGUUGCUAGAUUUUGACAUACUCAUGAAGUUGUAGUAGUUAAUAAGCGAGCUGGAGUUCAUAGCUUUUUUGGUGAGAGAGAUUGAUAUUUUGAUAAAAGAUUUGGGAAUUUUGUGUUUUCACAAAUAAAUUUUGUGGCUUUUUUCAAGUGUGUGAUUGAUUGGAAACUGUGGGUUGUGUAUGAUAGCAUGGCUUCUGAAACUAAGAAGUUGAAGAAUGGGUAUUUAUUUGUGAAGGAGGAAGAGGAGAAGGGGAAAAGAAUGAGGUUAGAAGAAGAAGAAGAUGAUGAUGGUCAUUGCAAAUUUAGAUCAAGUGAAUCACUUCUUCCAGGCCUACAUGAUGAUGUUGCUUUAACGUGUCUUGCUCGGGCAUCUAGAUCAGAUUAUGCAUCGUUGUCGUGCCUGAAUGCUAGGUUUAAUUCAUUAGUCAAGAGUGGUUAUUUAUAUGAAUUAAGGAGGCGGAUAAGUGUUGUUGAACACUGGGUUUAUAUGGUUUGUGAUCCUCGGGGUUGGGAGGCUUUUGAUCCUUUCAGAAAAAAAUGGUUGAGAUUGCCGAAAAUUCCUUGUGAUGAUUGCUUUAAUUAUGCAGAUAAGGAGUCAUUAGCGGUUGGUAGUGAAUUACUGGUUUUUGGCCGUGAGUUGUUUGAUUUUGCUAUAUGGAAAUACAGUUUGAUUCAAAACAACUGGGAAAAAUGUGAAGGGAUGAAUCAUCGUCGUUGUCUGUUUGGAUCGGGUAGUCUUGGUUCAAUUUCUAUUGUUGCAGGGGGUAGUGACAAGAAUGGAAAUGUACUAAAAUCUGCCGAGCUUUAUGAUUCUUUGACUGGUACAUGGGAAAUACUGCCCAACAUGCAUUCUCCCCGCAGAUUAUGCUCUGGCUUUUUCAUGGAUGGAAAAUUUUAUGUGAUAGGUGGGAUGACUAAUCCUACCGAUUCUUUGACUUGUGGGGAAGAGUUUGAUCUACAAACAAGGAAGUGGAGGAAAAUUGAGUGCAUGUAUCCAAACGUCAAUAGAGCUGCUCAGGCACCUCCUCUUGUUGCAGUUGUUAAUAACCAACUAUAUGCAGUUGAAUAUCUAACCAACAUGGUUAAGAAGUAUGACAAGAAAAAUAACUCAUGGGAGGUAUUGGGAAGACUUCCUGUGAGGGCUGAUUCUUCGAAUGGUUGGGGUCUUGCUUUCAAAGCAUGUGGUGAAGAACUUCUUGUGGUAGGUGGCAACAGGGGUCCAGAAGGUGAAGCUAUUAUAUUGAGUUCUUGGGCACCAAAAUCAGGGUGUAAAGACGGCACCUUGGAUUGGAAGGUCAUCGGCCUAAAAGAGCAUUCUGGUGUCUUUGUAUACAAUUGUGCCGUGAUGGGUUGUUGAGACUCAUCCAACCAAAUGGAGAAAGAAGUCAUUCGUUUCAACUGUUGUUUCUAGCGUAAUUCCAACACAUUGUUUGAUUUAUUAGCAUUUCUUUUUAUUUAACAUCUUUCAGCUGUUUGAGAUAAGCAAUUGUUCUUAGCUAAAAUGUCCUCUUAACUGGAUGGUUAUUUUCACUCACUCAUUCUGCAGACUGCUUGCUUCCAGAUUUCGGUUUUCACCUUGUUCAUUGAGUUAAUAUGGUUGAUUCACUAAUCUACAUGAUACCAAAUAAUGGAUAUUUUUCUUCUUA